Aspergillus niger is the source of this 1230-nucleotide messenger RNA. RefSeq lists its product as uncharacterized. Gene Ontology annotation, biological process: transsulfuration. The coding region runs from base 1 to 1230 and encodes 409 amino acids. NCBI's taxonomy places the organism in Eukaryota, Fungi, Ascomycota, Eurotiomycetes, Eurotiales, Aspergillaceae. Gene Ontology annotation, molecular function: pyridoxal phosphate binding; cystathionine gamma-lyase activity. The transcript is spliced from 4 exons. The record is from RefSeq and is a predicted model, not a curated record. Gene Ontology annotation, cellular component: cytoplasm.
AUGGUUGCUCUCCCCACUCAGAACGGAGCGUCGACCCCUCAGGAUCGCCGCUUCGGAACUUUGGCCGUCCACGCCGGUGCUCCUCAUGAUCCUACCACCGGCGCUGUCAUUGCUCCUAUCUCCCUCUCCACCACCUUUGCGCAAACCAGCGUCGGCAACCCCGUCGGUCUCUACGAAUACACCCGCAGCUCGAACCCCAACCGUGACAACUUCGAGCAGGCCAUUGCCGCUCUUGAACACGCCAAAUAUGCCCUUGCCUUCUCCUCUGGCUCCGCAACCACCGCCGUCAUCCUUCAGUCUCUCGCCGCGGGCUCUCACAUCGUCUCCGUCUCCGAUGUCUAUGGUGGAACCCACCGGUACUUCACCAAGGUUGCCUCCGCCCAUGGUGUCCAGGUGACUUUCUCGCCUUGCAUCGAACUCGACGUCGAGGAGCUCAUCCGCCCCAACGAGACCAAGCUGGUCUGGAUCGAAACCCCCUCCAACCCCACCCUCGGCCUGGUCGAUAUCGAGAAGAUCGCUGCCGUGGCCCACAAGUACGGUAUCCUGGUUGUCGUCGAUAACACCUUCCUGAGCCCCUACGUUCAGAACCCUCUGGACCACGGUGCCGAUAUCGUCGUCCACUCCGUCACUAAGUACAUCAACGGUCACUCUGAUGUCCUGAUGGGUGUUGCCGCCUUCAACUCCGACAGCCUGCAGGAGCGCCUUUCUUUCCUCCAGAACGCCAUCGGCGCCGUCCCCUCCCCCUUCGACUGCUGGCUCGCCCACCGUGGUCUUAAGACCCUCCACCUGCGUGCGCGCGAGGCCACCACCAACGCCACCGCCGUUGCCAAGGCCCUCGAGGCUUCCCCCAACGUCAUCGCCGUCAACUACCCCGGCAUUGACUCUCACCCCAACCGCGCCAUUGCCGUCAAGCAGCACCGCAACGGCAUGGGCGGUGGUAUGCUGAGCUUCCGUAUCAAGGGCGGUCAGGAAGCCGCUCACCUCUUCUGCAAGUACACUAAGAUCUUCACUCUGGCUGAGAGUCUGGGUGGUGUCGAGUCUCUCUGCGAGGUGCCUUCCAGCAUGACCCACGCCGGUAUCCCCAAGGACCAGCGCGAGGCUGCUGGUGUCUUCGAUGACCUUGUCCGUAUGUCCUGCGGUGUUGAGGAUUCCGAGGACCUCUUGGCCGACGCCCUUCAGGCUCUUGAGAAGGCUGUGGCUGCGACUCAGGUCGAGAAUGGAUCUGCUUAG